Molecule: messenger RNA, 7298 nt
Organism: Ahaetulla prasina
Lineage: Eukaryota; Metazoa; Chordata; Lepidosauria; Squamata; Colubridae
Gene: CLCN6
Product: chloride voltage-gated channel 6
Exons: 23
Coding region: 52-2670 (872 amino acids)
Biological process (GO): transmembrane transport; chloride transport
Cellular component (GO): lysosomal membrane; intracellular membrane-bounded organelle
Molecular function (GO): voltage-gated chloride channel activity
Source: RefSeq, a predicted model, not a curated record
GGCGGGCUGCCUUUUUGGGGGGCACCCGAGUGGGCUCCUUGAGGGGCGACGAUGGCGGCGGGGUGCCGGGGGGGCUGUUGCGGGUGCUGUUGCUGCUGCUGUGGGGAAACGGAGAGCCGCACUCCGGAAGAGCUGACCAUCCUUGGAGAGACGGAAGAUGAAGACGAUGAAAUUCUACCCCGUAAAGACUAUGAGAGCUUGGAUUAUGAUCGGUGCCUCAAUGAACCGUACUUGGAAGUCCUAGAAAGCCUCGAUAACAAGAAGGGCCAGCGCUAUGAAGCGGUGAAGUGGUUGAUGGUUUUUGCCAUCGGAGUUUGCACGGGAAUGGUGGGCCUUUUUGUAGACUUUUUCGUCCACCUCUUCACCAGAAUCAAAUUCCAAGUGGUUCAGAACUCGGUGGAGGACUGCAGCGAGAAAGGUUGCCUGGCCAUCUCCCUGCUGGAGCUGCUGGGCUUCAACCUCACCUUCAUCUUCCUGGCCAGCCUCUUUGUCUUAAUCCAGCCAGUAGCUGCCGGAUCAGGGAUUCCAGAGAUCAAGUGUUACUUGAAUGGAGUCAAGGUCCCCGGGAUCGUGCGUCUUCGGACCUUGAUCUGCAAAGCGCUGGGGGUCCUUUGUAGCGUGGCUGGAGGUCUUUUUGUAGGGAAGGAAGGCCCCAUGAUCCACAGCGGCGCUAUCGUCGGGGCUGGUUUACCUCAGUUCCAGAGUAUUUCUUUAAGGAAAAUCCAGUUUAAUUUCCCCUAUUUCCGAAGUGACAGGGACAAAAGAGAUUUUGUUUCUGCUGGUGCGGCCGCUGGGGUGGCUGCAGCCUUCGGGGCGCCCAUCGGAGGGACGCUUUUCAGCCUAGAAGAAGGCUCCUCGUUUUGGAACCAGGGCCUCACGUGGAAAGUGCUCUUCUGUUCCAUGUCUGCCACCUUCACCCUCAACUUUUUCCGCUCCGGCAUUCAGUUUGGAAGUUGGGGGUCUUUCCAGCUGCCGGGGUUGCUGAAUUUUGGAGAGUUCAAGUGCCCAGAGUCUAACAAAAAAUGCCACCUGUGGACCAUCGUGGACUUGGGUUUCUUCAUCCUGAUGGGGGUCGGUGGGGGCCUCUUAGGGGCCACCUUCAACUGCAUCAACAAAAGGCUGGCAAAAUACCGCAUGAGGAACGUGCACCCCAAGCCCAAGCUGGUCAGAGUCUUGGAGAGCCUUUUGGUGUGCCUGACGACCACGCUGGUGAUAUUUGUCGCUUCGAUGCUCCUUGGGGAAUGCCGGCCGCUCUCUUCCGCUGGCCACGGAGACAACAGCUCCUCCUCCUUCAGCCUGCAGGAUUCGUCCUCGGAGGAGGUGAAUUCAAGCAUCAAGACCUUCUUCUGUCACAAUAACACUUACAAUGACAUGGCAACCCUGUUCUUCAACCCUCAAGAGUCGGCCAUCUUACAACUGUUUCAUCAGGAGGGUACUUUCAGCCCUGUCACCCUCUCUCUCUUUUUCCUUCUCUACUUCUUGCUCUCCUGCUGGACUUACGGGAUUUCUGUGCCGAGCGGUCUUUUUGUCCCAUCGCUGCUCUGUGGGGCCUCUUACGGACGCCUGGUGGCCAACCUCCUGGAAAGCUACAUUGGCCUGGAUCACGUCUACUCCGGCACCUUUGCAUUGAUCGGAGCGGCCGCCUUCCUGGGCGGGGUAGUCCGCAUGACCAUCAGCCUCACCGUAAUCCUGAUCGAGUCCACCAACGAGAUCACGUACGGGUUGCCCAUCAUGAUCACCCUGAUGGUGGCCAAGUGGACAGGUGACCUCUUCAACAGAGGAAUUUACGACGUCUACGUGGCCUUGCGUGGGGUCCCCCUGCUGGAGUGGGAAGUCAAAGCAGAGAUGGACAAGCUCAGAGCGAGCGACAUCAUGGAGCCCAAUCUGAUGUAUGUCUACCCGCACACCCGGAUCCAGUCCCUGGUCAGCAUUCUCCGCACCACUGUCCAUCAUGCCUUCCCGGUGGUGACCGAGAACCGGGCCUACGAGAAAGAAUUUAUGAAGUGGGACCAGCUGAUCAGCAACAAUAUUAAAUUCAAGAAAUCCAGCAUCCUCACCCGGGCGGCCGAGCAGCGUAAACGUAGCCAGUCCAUGAAGUCUUAUCCCUCGAGCGAGCUGAGAAAUGUGUGCGAUGACCACAACGCGGCCGAGGAGCCUCCGGAGACGGAAGACAUGCUGCAGCAGAUGUUGGAGCGGAAAUACACUCCGUAUCCCAAUCUGUAUCCAGACCAGUCCCCCAGUGAGGAGUGGACGAUGGAGGAACGCUUCCGGCCUCUGACUUUCCACGGCCUGAUCCUGCGCUCACAGCUGGUCACUUUACUCGUCCGAGGAAUCUGCUAUGCAGAGAAUCAAUCAAGUGCCAACCAGCCUCGUCUCUCAUAUGCAGAUAUGUCAGAAGAUUACCCACGCUAUCCGGACAUCCAUGACUUAGAUCUCACGCUCCUGAAUCCACGCAUGAUUGUGGACGUCACGCCUUACAUGAACCCUUCUCCCUUCACCAUCUCGCCUAAUUCUCACAUCUCCCAAGUCUUCAACCUCUUCCGGACGAUGGGGCUAAGGCACUUGCCGGUGGUGAAUGCCGUCGGUGAGAUUGUGGGCAUUAUUACUCGACACAACUUGACCCACGAGUUCCUCCAGGCCAGGCUGCGCCAGCAUUACCACACCAUCUAAACUUCGCUUCCCGCCUCUUCCACCUCCUGAGACACCCCCCCCCAUCCUCCUAAGGAUUCCUAGGCCCACCGUGUGCACUUUAGUCAACAAAAUGAGCCAGCCCGUCGGCGUUGCCCCUGUUUUGGAGCCGUAAAAACUGUACAUCCUUCAGGCUGGGGGGGGGGGGAAGUGUAAUACGUGGGGAAAUCUGGAGAGCUGGCUGCCCUCUUCUCCGCGGAUUUGGAUCAAACCAUCUCAGUGCUUCGUUGCCCAGCCUUGCGGGCAUCCGAAAAGAUUGCAUCUUUACCUUAUUCCAGAAAGAGAGAGACAAAGAGAGAAAGAAUGUCAUUUUUCCUCUUCACCUUGCUGAAGUUUUUGCAAAUCUUGCAGACUUCCCUCUUUGUUUUUUUGUUGUUGUUUUUUGGCCAGUUGGGACACCGUUAUCUUCACUUCAAACUUUAGCCGCCUGCUUCCCGGUUUAAUUGAGGUUAUCCAUCCACCUUUGGUAAGGUUGAAACGGGACGAAAAGAACCACCACCGCAGCAACGAUUUUCUUGACUGGGGCUUUUGACUUUCUGCUCUUUGCGCCUCUCUCCCAUCUUUCACUUUCGUUGUCAUCUUUCUGAGAUCGAAACCCCACCGGCGCCAAGGAAGUCUCCCGCUUCGGGGGCAAGAUUCAGAUCAAGCCCUCGGUUCUCCGGAUCCUCCUUUGGGAUCCCCUCCAAAGCGAAAGCAGGGAAUCCAAAGUGGUUGGGCGUUAAAGUGUCGGAGCCACCGUUGCUAGAACGGGGAGGUUGUUUUUAGCGGAUUUCGAGCAUGAUUCGCCUCCUUUGGGUGCUGAGCUUCAAACUGAGCCCCCCCCCUUUUUUAAAAAAAAAAAAUCUGACGCACAAACAGUUCGUUGCCAAGUGAUUCUGAAUGUGCAGAAGGAACCAAGACUGUUUUUUUUGUGGGGGGGGGGGUUUGGAAUACAUUGACUGGUGGGACCAAACCGUGAUGUUCUCUUCAACCCCCUAACAGCCCCGCUUUGCAUGCUGUUUUCCAGCUUGCCUGAUUCUCCCCUCCUCUCCCCCCCCUGCCACUUUCCUCAUCCCGUCCUCUGUGCUUCCUUUCUCUCCAUCUCACAAUUCCCCCUCUUUCCCCCCCCUUCUUCUGGUGUUUCUGGCUGGGAAGCACGUUCUCUCCCAAUUCUUCAGAAAUCCCAGGAGAGCCUUACGCAAGGGAGGUGUUCUGUCCCCCCUUGCCUCUGGCCGAGUGAUGGCUUAAUUAGCCGGCAACUAUCAGCUCUGGCAGCAAACUAGCGAGCUUCUGCCAAGUGACUCUGUUAUCUCUCUUUAUGCCAUGAGUCAACCAGGAACAAACAGUACUUCAGCUCUAGUUAAGCAGUUGAUUUGCUUGCCACAAAGUGGUAUAGCAGCCCUUGCUGCUUUUAUAUCCUGUGGGGUGUAGCUCCAUGAUUCAGCACUUCCUAGGCCUGCCCCCCCCUGCUCCUGUUGUUCCCGCCUCUCCUGCCUACGAAACCUAGGGUCCAGCCAGGCCUGAUUGCCAUCAGCUGGGUGUGGAGGUGUGGCCAGAGGGGGGGAAGAGUCAGGGGACGGAGACUUCGUUAUUUCUUCCACCUGGCCUGCCUCUGGCUCCUGGAGCUGAGCCAGGGAAGCCGUGCUCCCGAGGUAAGUCCUGAUGGCUCUUCCCCCUCACUUUCCAAGUCACUUUCUGGCAGGGGGCCCGGCUCGGGGGACACAGACACAACAGGAGGGGCGGCCUGCAGGGGUGUCUCCAGAUAACGUCUCCUCCCGACGGCUCAGCCAGAUAUUGCCUCGAAGGGGAUGGAGGUGGCAGUGUGUGUGUGUGUGUGUGUGUACAUUGUUGAUAACCAACACCUUUGUUCUCUAUGGGUGGUAAAUAUUUUCCUUCCCUUGGCAUGACCCUCCUUGCAGGGCAGUUCCUUUCCCCUCCCUGGGUUUGUUACCUCCAACAAAUCUGGUUUUGGCAGAAGGGUUAUAAUUUCCAACCGGGCUGGGGUGGGGGAUGGCAAACAGGGGAGGACACCUUUAAAAGUUACGAGGGAUACCCAGGUAGGACUGGAAUGGAUCUCGGGAUCUCGGAGGGGAGAGCCAGAGGGAGGUGGGGGAGGAUGUCUGCCGCGGCUGCGUUCAAGAGCUUUUCCAUCCCGGCUGGCUGGCUGGCUGGCUCGCACAAAACCUUGAGCCAGCUUUGACCGGCUGAGGCUUUUCUAACAAGCCUCAUCCCACUGGCUUUUGUGUGCUGGCGAUUCCGGCAGACUCCUGUCCUUUGUAGUUUGUGUGUUUGUGUGCACGUGUUUAACCUUUGCAUAAAUCCUUUUUCAACGGAAAGCAGAAAUCGAGCUUUGAAAGAGAGCUGAUACAGCCUUGAUAAAGCACACUCGUCGAUGUUUUGGAAGGAGAGGGGACCUGGCCCUCCCCGUUAGAGGACUUAAUCCAUGCAGCUGCCCCCCCCAUUCCCUCGGUGGGGGUGGGGUGGUCUCAGCUAAAGAAGAGGAACACUAGUGCUGUCUGUUGCUCAUUCACUCAAAAUUUGGUUCAAAUCCUCUCCCAAGUUCCCAGCAGGGCAAGGGGCUGCUGUUGGUUGCAAUCUGGAACAGCCGAAUUUUGCAAAAUUGACCAAAUGUAAACGAUUCCUUGCUUAUUUCUGCCAGCCCGAUGCAAUCCGGCAGCAAAAUAAUUCGAUUUUCUGGCUUAGACUACAAAUGGGGCACAGCUGGUUUUUUUUUUUUUUUUUUUUUUUUUGCACAGGCGAAGUUUUUGAUGUGCUCCGAUGCUAAUUUAAGUCUCCCAUCCAGUGUAAUUUUGUGUGUGUGUGUUUUCUCCUUCCACUUUCCAGUAAUAAGAUUAUCUCUUACCUAUUUUGGAGAGACGUGGUCUGGGCGCUGAGCGGAAGUCCAAUUUUUGAAUACCGUUUCUGUCUACUCGAGACAGGAAUGUCUUUGCAAGGGUGGUUGUUGCUUUUUGGUUCACCUCUCUGAGAUACUCAGUUUUAUCUCCUCCCCUCCCCCCUUCCUAAUAUUUCUUUGCUCCGUUCUCAACCCAAGCGAGCUUGUAGCUCCUCCUUUGCCCCCUCCUGCUUAAAAUAUAUAUAUUUAAGUCGUUUUCCUUUUCCAAGGUGUUACCUUCCCCUGCCCUCUUCAUAACCGUUUCUGGUUAGAACCGGUCCCGUUUCAGCUCCUGUUAGCAACUCUCCACGGGCCUGCCUUUCAUGGCAUCAGCCCGUCCAACAUUCCCUUUGCAGCUUGAAUUUUUCACAAGACCAAAAUUAUCCUGGCUGGGUUUUUUUGUUUUACUUUGUUGUCCUCUGCCAACGGGCAUUUGAUUCUAAAGCGCGGGUUAUAAAUGACCAUUUUGUUUGCAUCUCUGUGCGUAUGUGUUAGGGAAAGAGACCAAUAUUCUUAUUUUCUCAGGAAGCUGAAGUUGUUUUGUUCUGCUUUGCUUUGAGAAUUCCAGAAUUCACAAGAGAGAAUGAGAGAGGGAGGGAGGGAGGGAGAAUAAGAGAGAGAGAGAGAGAGGAGAAAAUAAAAAUAAUUUAUUCAAUAUCUACUUUAAUGUACUUUUAAAAGUGGAUGAGGAAAAAAAACGUCAAGUUAAUAUUUUCGAGCAGUUUUGUAUGAUUGCUGGACAGUUAUAACUUACUUCCUCAUUUCUAGAUGCUUGAAAAUAUUAAGAGUUUAAAAAACUUGGAUUCUCGGCUGGGUUCAUCUGUAUUACCCAAUAAUUGACAUUUUACUAGGCUGGGGAUAAAAAAUUUUUUUUAUUUAAAACAUGUAAAAGUAGCCCUAGGAAAUCAGGCGACACUACAGUUCGUUGUCCGUUGUCGAUCUACAAUUCAGGCGACGCUGUAGUCCAUUGUCAAAAGUAGGUGCCCCGUUUGUUAGAAGGUGCUCGCUUUACAAUCCAGGUGACAGCUGUCUCUUUUCUCCCAGGUGUGUUGAUAUAUAUUGAUCUGUGCAUUAUUAAUCAAAGAUUUAAAGAUUCCAAUUACGCGGUUAACGCGUUUCAGGUUUGUCAAAAGAUGCGGGAGGAUUUCUCCGUCUUUAUUUCUCACGGCUUAAAAUCAUAGAGUUGAUUGAAGAGAAAGCGAUUCCCGUAAAAUGACACUAAUCGCUCCUGCGUUCCACGCAUUGCGCUGAGAAUUGUCUUCUGUCUUACGAUAAUGAAGAGGUUUUUCUCGCCAGAAAACUCCUUUAUUUAUUUAACAUUCGCAGGCCAAAUUUGGCUAGACCCACUUCAAUUCCGGGUCGAUAGGUCCCUCGGAAUUCAUGCCUUGGGAUUUUCGUGGAUGCUGGGAGAGUCUAGGAAUUCUCAUGAUUUCUGCUCUCUCGUUUCUUAAACAGUAUUAAUACCCGUUCCAGCGGGAGAAGCACACGGGACAUUUUUUUGGUUUAUAAGCUCUUAUGGAUAUAUUGAUUUCCAAUUGCACUUUGUCCACGUGAGCCAAAUCGCGGGUGAACCAAUUUUGUGUACAUAACGUUUUUGUUUUUAAUAAUGUUUCAAAGCAUUCUGGGCAGAGGAUGUGCUAGAUAUAUAUAUAUUUUAAUUUUGGUUUGAGCACUUGUAUUCUAUAACCCAUGGUCCUUCUCUUUAAAAAAAAACACAAUAAAAUUCCUCCUUUAUGUC